GCCCCGACCCGGAUUGGUGGCCGCUUGCGAAGACGGUGCGGGUUUCCCCGAUUUCUGUCGCGUUUCCGUUUUCCUCCUCCCGAGACCCAGCGCUGAAAAAACCCACCCCUCGCGGUUGCAUCGAUCGGCGCUGCUUGCGAACUCGGCGGCGGCGCGUCCCGGAGCCGGUUCCCUCUCCUGCGGGCGAAGGAUCCUGAGCAUGGAGCGAUCCGAAGGCGAAGACCCCGAUCCGACCGUGGCGCCGCCGGGGACUCGCCUGCUUCUGGCCUUCAAGGCGUUCGUGAGCUCCCGCAAAGGGCUGUUGCUGCUGUCCCAGGCGGCUCUCUCCUUUAUCAUCUUCAUCUGUUACAUCGCCUCGACAGCAGCAGCAUUCAUGAUGGUGCCUUUACUGACAUUUCUACUCGCUUUGUGCUUUUUCAUUUCGUAUUCCCUGAAGCUUGACGAGAAGUUCCGAGGCAUCUAUUGGCUUUUGGUGGAUUUUUUGUGUGGAAUUAUUGCUGCUAUUAUAUAUUUUGCCAUCUCAAUUGCUGCUGUUUCAAAAUAUUCGGACACGGCAUCGAAGGCAGCGGGGGUAUUCGGCUUUAUCGCUACCAUCGUCUACUGUGCCUACGUCUAUUUCACCCUUAACAGCUUGGCAACAUUUCUGAAGCAAGGAGAUUCCUCCGAUAACCCCCAGCCACAGAAAUCAGAAAAUGACGACUCAGAUUCGGAUUCCGACUGAAGCAAGUAUCUUGAUGAAUGGCAGAACAUCAGUGGAAAAAGAGCAAGGAAUGUUUUGAGUAUUUUAACCUUUUCAGUGAACUUUACAAAUGGGUAUGACUACAAAUGGGAUCACCAAAAUCAUGCUGGGAAAAUUGUCUGUAUAAUUUACCCAGGAAAACUUGAUCUGUUGCUGUUGAGCCUCAUUCAGCAUUGCAGUAGUUUUCCAGCCAAGUUCUUUAUGAACAGACUCCAUAUGUUACCAGAGAUGUACAUAGGUAGUCCUCAACUUACGACCACAAGAGGGACUGGAAAACUCAUUAAGUAGUGUGGUCAUUAAGCAAGGCAUCACAUGACUGCACUCCAUUUUAUGACAUUUUGCGGCAGUCGUUAAGUGAAUCACAUUGUUAAGUGAAUAGUGCAGUUCCCCAUUGAUUUUGCUUGUCAAAAGCCAGCUGGGAAGGACGAAAAUGGUGAUCUUGUGACC
Candoia aspera is the source of this 1186-nucleotide messenger RNA. It is a transcript of the gene CMTM3, whose product is annotated as CKLF like MARVEL transmembrane domain containing 3. The transcript has 5 exons. The record is from RefSeq and is a predicted model, not a curated record. Gene Ontology annotation, cellular component: membrane. Lineage: Eukaryota; Metazoa; Chordata; Lepidosauria; Squamata; Candoiidae. The coding region runs from base 200 to 721 and encodes 173 amino acids.